AUGGCUCACCAACCCAACUCCCACGCCCAAGGGCAAUACAUGCAGCAGCAAUUCACCCUUCAGGCCCAACCCCCCCAGCAGAAUCACAUGCAACAACAACAACAACACCCUCUCCAACAAGUCCACCCAUCCCUUCAACCCCACCCCCACCCCCAACCCCAACCCCCGUCUCAAAACCCCCCCCGCCCCAACUUUCAAAUGUCCCUCCUCCCACCCCCCCAAGACCGCCUCUACCCCGACUUCACCACCCUCCUCACCGACGUCAAAUCCUUCGCCCGCACCCAAGGCUACGCAGUCGUCAUCGGCUCCUCCCUCAACCGCGACUCAGAAGGCAACUACCGCCGCUACAACCUCUCCUGCGCCAAAGGCGGCAAGUCCUACGCCUCCCACUCCAAAGGCAUCCGCAACACCCGCUCCACCAAGACCGGCUGCCCCAUGCGCAUGAAGGCCGUGCAGGAAAAGGCCCACCCCUACGACGACAAGUGGCACGUCGUCGUCCAGUGCGCAGAGCACAACCACGAGCCGUUCACCGGCGAACCCGGUGUGAGCGUUCCGGCGCAGUUCAGAAAGAUUGAGCCGGAUGGGGCGAGGUGGCUGAUGAUUAUGCACCGGGAGGCGCAGCUGACGCUGAGGCAGCUGACGAUUGGGAUUAGGAUUAGCUUUGGGGAGAAGUAUCAGUAUGUCAAGAAGAGUGAUGUGAGGAAUAUGUUGGCGAAAAUGAAGAGGGAGGAGGAGAGGAAGGCGGCGCAGCUGGCUGCGCAGCAGGGGUUGCCUAGUAAUGUGCCUUAUACUAUUAUUCCUCAGCAGCAUCAGCCGCCGCCGCCGCCGCCGGUGAGUGUGCAGCAGAUGCCUGCGUUGCCGGAGGGGAUGCACGUACCGGAUCCGGAUCUAGAGAGUGAUGGUGAUGAGGUGGAAGAUUUGUAG
Podospora bellae-mahoneyi is the source of this 924-nucleotide messenger RNA. RefSeq lists its product as uncharacterized. The record is from RefSeq and is a predicted model, not a curated record. NCBI's taxonomy places the organism in Eukaryota, Fungi, Ascomycota, Sordariomycetes, Sordariales, Podosporaceae. Bases 1 to 924 code for a protein of 307 amino acids. The transcript has a single exon.